This is a messenger RNA of Fusarium sp. VM40, 621 nucleotides long. The record is from the annotation of a GenBank genome assembly. Lineage: Eukaryota; Fungi; Ascomycota; Sordariomycetes; Hypocreales; Nectriaceae.
AUGGCUCUGGGUGUGAAAGACUUCAUCGACUAUGUCGACUAUGAUAAGCAGAGCUUGUACAUCUCUGCUGCGUCUAUUGCCUUUAACCCGCUCUUUUGGAACAUUAUCGCCCGUCAAGAAUAUCACAACAAGGUCCUGACCAAGCUCUUUGGAGGUAACUCCCAGGUUGGCUGUUAUGCUCUUGCUGCCACCAUCUUCUCUCUCGGUAUGGUUCGCGACUUCAUCUACAAGAGUGCCAUUGCCGAGCAACCCACGCAUCCCGCCCUUGUCAACGAGUACAUGCAGGCCGCCGCUGCCACCCUCUUUAUUGUCGGUAACGUCCUGGUUGUCUCUUCAACCUGGCGACUCGGCAUUACUGGAACGUUCCUCGGUGACUACUUUGGCAUUCUCCUGGACGAGAUGGUGACUGGCUUCCCCUUCAAUGUGACCGGUUCUCCCAUGUACACUGGCUCUACUUGCAGCUUCCUCGCUACCGCAAUUUGGUAUGGCAAGCCUGCCGGUGUCCUGCUCACCCUCUGGGUUAGCUUUGUCUACAACAUCGCCCUGCGAUUUGAGGAUCCUUUCACUUCUGGAAUCUACGCCAAGCGCGAACGUGAGCGUGCUGGAAAGAAGUCCACCUAA